CAGGAGAAUACACACAUACACAAAUAUAUAUAUAUAUAUACAUAUACACUUAUACAUACAUAUCUAUCUAUUUAUCUGUAUGUAUGUAUAUAUGUCUGUGGGUGCCAUGUUGUUGUAUAUACAGUUGAGAUAGUGAGAACUCAAUAUUGCGUUGCAGAGCACAAAUUUUUAUACACAGUCUUCAGAUGUGUUAAAGAAUUGACUAUAUAAAAUUUCUUGGGUUUAUAUCCCGAACGUCGGGUGAAGAAGGAUAUCAAAGAACCACAGCGACUCCGUUGACGUCUGAAUAUAAACAGUCUACACACAAACAAUACAUAGAAACGUAUAUUUGCAUGUACAUACACACACACGAAUAUAGUUGCUUGUGCUGGCUCUUCUCCUGCUACUACUACUACUACUACUACCCAAACUACAGCAUCGGUGAGACACUAAAGUCAGGAUGGAACAGGAAACAGUGAAAAGCGAACAGAAAAUACAGUAUGGGACAUUGUUGGCGAAUUUGAUGUACAGCCAAAGGAAAUUCCGUAAAUUUAUCAAAGAUAUCAGCCACUAUUCAGACGAAUUCAUCACAAUGCAAAAUGAUGACGUGAUCGAAUUCAUUGAGAAAUCCGAAUUAGGGGAUUAUCCGGGGCUGGUCCGUCUUUUCGAAAGGAACCCAGAUAUUGACGUGAACAGCGUCGAUGCCCUGGGGCGGAACGCCCUCACCCUUGCCAUUAAGAACGAACAUCUCGAGAUCGUCGAAUUCUUGCUCGACCGCACAAAACUGGAAGACAUCCAACAGGCGGCCCUUCUAGCCAUCAACCUCGGCCACGUGCAGGUAGCCCAGGGGAUCUUGACACACAGACGCUAUCUCCAAAUGUGGAACCAACGCAAAAAAAUCGGUGCCGACGAAUACGAUUUUUACCAAAUGUCUUCCGAUUCGGGUCUCCACUUCUCCGAAGAAACAACCCCCAUAAUCCUUGCUGCCCAGAAAAACAUGUUCAAGGUCGUGCAAUUGUUAUUAGAUCGUGGCGAAUUCAUACAUAUCCCGCAUAAAUAUAAUUGCCAGUGUACAGAAUGCUUGAAUCGGGUGAAGUUUGACCAUUUGAGGGCGGCCAAAAUCCGGCUCAACAGCUACAAAGGUUUGGCCAGUGAAGCCUAUAUAUCUCUGUCCAGUAAGGACCCGAUUCUCAGAGCUUUUACUUUGUCUAAGGAACUUCGCCAUAUGGCAGACAUGCAGAAAUUUUUUAAAAAAGACUACAAUGAGUUGGCUGCCAGGCUCAGUAACUUCGUGGUUCUGUUGCUCGACCAGAUACAAACACAGGAGGAACUUGAACUGAUUGUCAACAAAGUUGGCAAAAGUGAAGAGGAACUUUACGAACAGUUUGGUCGCUUGAAGCUGGCGCUUCGCUUUGGCGAGAAAAAGUUUGUGUCUCACCCAUCGAUACAACAAAAGCUAGACCAAACAUGGUACGCUGGUCAACAUCGUCUGGAACAUUCUGCCCUUCCUCAGAAAAUCCUCGGUGUAAUGCUCAUCGUCUUAUUCUAUCCCAUACUCCUCGGCUGCUAUCUAAUCCAACCAAAGUCACGGCUCGGCACCAUCAUCAGCUACCCCUGCAUCAAAUUCAUCUGCCACAGUCUGUCUUUCACCGCUUUCAUCACCCUCAUCAUCCUCUCCACCCUGGAGAUGUCCAGCUACAGCGAAAACAAACUCUCUACCUCGCUACCCGACAUCUACGCACAGUACGCCCGUUUCCGAAACACUUCGGCUGAUUCCUCCUACUUCGGUAACGACUUCCCACUGCGCAAGUGCAACAUUCAACCAAUGGAAAUGCUGCUCAUUGUAUUCAUUGUCGGUUUCAUUGUCCAGGAGCUUCAACAGAUCUACGAAGGCGGCCUCUGUGAGUACAGCUACUCCUACAGCAACAUCAUGGACUUCGCCAUGCUCUCCCUCUACACCAUGUGUUUCUCGCUGCGGUUCUGCAUUUUAUUCAAGAGGCAACAGUCGACCCAAUACCUCCAAGAACUCUCCAAUGGAACCAUCAAUUUUAUGGAAAAAUUCUACGAUGUAUAUUGGUUGAAUGCAGAUCGUUAUUAUUGGAACAAAGACGACCCAGAGAAUGUGGCUGAGGCCUUGUUUGCUGUGGCAAAUAUACUCAGUUUCGCCAGGAUCUCAUAUAUUCUGCCAGCUAAUGCCACCCUGGGACCGUUACAGAUCUCAAUCGGGAGAAUGGUCAAGGAGAUAUUGAAGUUCUUCCUGCUGUUCUGUUUGGUGUUGGCAGCUUUUAUUGUUGGACUUCAGAACCUUUAUUGGUAUUACGGGGUCAAAGAACAUUUGAAGAUUGUCCCUAGGAAUGUUACCGUCAAGGCAAGCGUCAGUUUCGGAGAUUUUAUCAGUACGUUCCGCACAGCCUUCUGGUCGCUGUUUGGAAGGGGCGAACCCCAUGCCGUCCAGCUGGGGGACUAUGACAACUCCUUCACUGAAGAUGUCGGCUACGUCAUCUAUGGCAUAUACAAUAUUGCCAUGGUAACCGUGCUGCUCAACAUGUUGACAGCAAUGAUGACCAGGUCAUUUGAGAAUAUCACGACCUAUUCCGAUGCAGAAUGGAAGUAUGCCCGUAGCCUUCUCUACAUGGAAUACAUGGACGACAGCCUCACCCUCCCUGUCCCUUUCAACAUUUUGACCAUGCUGAGGGCCAUCUUCUUUGUAUUCUGUUCAAUGGUGUCCUACUUCCGCAGAUUGUGUAAGCAUUCACCUCACCCUAGCAACACCACAGACUGUGGACACUGCCCUGGAGUUGCCAUGCAAAGCAAGUCUGGACAGGACAAUGUUGCUUAUGAGGUAACAGACGAGAAUAGUGUGAGUUAUGGACAAACUGUGUCAUGCAGUAAGAAGCUGACAUAUGAGAAUGUAAUCCACAGAAUCAUUCAGCGAUACAUCUGUGACAUCCAUCAUGAAAAUGAAGUAACGGAAGAUGAAAUAGAGAAGCUGAAACAGGACAUCAACAGUUUCCGCUACGAUGUGGUGAACAGGUUCGAUUUGCUGGAAGAGAUGCAAGCGAGGAUACACCAAGCACUGACAGGGGAGGAGGUGUGCGAGGUGACGAGGAGGGGGAGGAGGAGGAAGAAAAGAAAAGACGGCAGUGACAGUGAUGGGUCGGCCCAAUGUGCCGAUGGGGAGCAACAGAAGUGAGAGAGAUGGGAAGGAGGGGGAGCAGCAGAAGUGUAGUAGUAGUAGUAGUAGUAGUAGUAGUGGUAGAAGUAGAUGGUAGUUGUAGGAACAACUGUUACACGCUUGAUCAAUCAAGAUUGACCUGGGACUGAGUGACCCCAAAACAUUGCAUUUCUAAAUCUGCCAGACUCACUUGUUGCUACCGUUAGCAACACAAUAAAAUGAUGGUUUGUUGCAAAUAGUGGCUGUGUGGUAAGUAGCUUGCUUACCAACCACAUGGUCCCGGGUUCAGUCCCACUGCGUGGCAUCUUGGGCAAGUGUCUUCUACUAUAGCCUCGGGCCGACCAAAG
Messenger RNA from Octopus sinensis (East Asian common octopus), 3501 nucleotides. RefSeq names its product short transient receptor potential channel 3-like. Gene Ontology annotation, molecular function: store-operated calcium channel activity; protein binding; inositol 1,4,5 trisphosphate binding. The record is from RefSeq and is a predicted model, not a curated record. Gene Ontology annotation, biological process: regulation of cytosolic calcium ion concentration; calcium ion transmembrane transport; manganese ion transport. Gene Ontology annotation, cellular component: cation channel complex; membrane. The transcript has 17 exons. Lineage: Eukaryota; Metazoa; Mollusca; Cephalopoda; Octopoda; Octopodidae. Bases 440 to 3172 code for a protein of 910 amino acids.